Messenger RNA from Electrophorus electricus (electric eel), 1917 nucleotides. Lineage: Eukaryota; Metazoa; Chordata; Actinopteri; Gymnotiformes; Gymnotidae. The record is from RefSeq and is a predicted model, not a curated record.
AUGAGGAACCUGUCUGCUCUGCUGUUUGUGCUGCUGCUCUGUUCUCUCCAGCUGGUCUCUAGUGAUCAUCCUAAGACUAAGUGUGAGCAGGAGAGGGACAAUGUGACGGUCAAACACAUGAUGGGAGCCUUCAUCCCUCAGUGUGAUGAGGAGGGUCACUACAGGCCUCUACAGUGCCACCCCUCCACAGGAUACUGCUGGUGUGUGAACAGUACAGGGCAGAAGAUAGAAGGAACCAACACCCCACCUGGUACCAAAACUCCCAACUGUGAAGCUCCAGAUCAUCCUAAGACUAAGUGUGAGCAGGAGAGGGACAAUGUGACGGUCAAACACAUGAUAGGAGCCUUCAUCCCUCAGUGUGAUGAGGAGGGUCACUACAGGCCUCUACAGUGCCACCCCUCCACAGGAUACUGCUGGUGUGUGAACAGUACAGGGCAGAAGAUAGAAGGAACCAACACCCCACCUGGUACCAAAACUCCCAACUGUGAAGCUCCAGAUCAUCCUAAGACUAAGUGUGAGCAGGAGAGGGACAAUGUGACGGUCAAACACAUGAUGGGAGCCUUCAUCCCUCAGUGUGAUGAGGAGGGUCACUACAGGCCUCUACAGUGCCACCCCUCCACAGGAUACUGCUGGUGUGUAAACAGUACGGGGCAGAAGAUAGAAGGCACCAUCAGCCCACCUGGUACCCCAACACCCGACUAUGAAUCUGAAGAUCAUCCUAAGACUAAGUGUGAGCAGGAUAGGGACAAUGUGACGGUCAAACACAUGAUAGGAGCCUUCAUCCCUCAGUGUGAUGAGGAGGGUCACUACAGGCCUCUACAGUGCCACCCCUCCACAGGAUACUGCUGGUGUGUGAACAGUACAGGGCAGAAGAUAGAAGGAACCAACACCCCACCUGGUACCAAAACUCCCAACUGUGAAGCUCCAGAUCAUCCUAAGACUAAGUGUGAGCAGGAGAGGGACAAUGUGACGGUCAAACACAUGAUAGGAGCCUUCAUCCCUCAGUGUGAUGAGGAGGGUCACUACAGGCCUCUACAGUGCCACCCCUCCACAGGAUACUGCUGGUGUGUGAACAGUACAGGGCAGAAGAUAGAAGGAACCAACACCCCACCUGGUACCAAAACUCCCAACUGUGAAGCUCCAGAUCAUCCUAAGACUAAGUGUGAGCAGGAGAGGGACAAUGUGACGGUCAAACACAUGAUAGGAGCCUUCAUCCCUCAGUGUGAUGAGGAGGGUCACUACAGGCCUCUACAGUGCCACCCCUCCACAGGAUACUGCUGGUGUGUGAACAGUACAGGGCAGAAGAUAGAAGGAACCAACACCCCACCUGGUACCAAAACUCCCAACUGUGAAGCUCCAGCCCCAUCAGAACGUCGUAAGACUAAGUGUGAGCAGGAGAGGGACAAUGUGACGGUCAAACACAUGAUAGGAGCCUUCAUCCCUCAGUGUGAUGAGGAGGGUCACUACAGGCCUCUACAGUGCCACCCCUCCACAGGAUACUGCUGGUGUGUGGACUGUAUGGGGCGGGAGAUAGCAGGCACCAACACCCCACCUGGUACCAAAACUCCCAACUGUAAAGCUGCAGCCCCAUCAGAACGUCGUAAGACUAAGUGUGAGCAGGAGAGGGACAAUGUGACGGUCAAACACAUGAUAGGAGCCUUCAUCCCUCAGUGUGAUGAGGAGGGUCACUACAGGCCUCUACAGUGCCACCCCUCCACAGGAUACUGCUGGUGUGUGGACUGUAUGGGGCGGGAGAUAGCAGGCACCAACACCCCACCUGGUACCAAAACUCCCAACUGUAAAGCUGCAGGUUGGCUUCCUCCGGAUUCCCCUCCUCCAGGUGUGUUGCGGAUUCACCCGUGUUUGGAUCUGUCCAGGGCCUCACCUCCAUGCUCUGCAGAUUCUUUUAUGUGUUAA